Molecule: messenger RNA, 1209 nt
Organism: Erigeron canadensis
Lineage: Eukaryota; Viridiplantae; Streptophyta; Magnoliopsida; Asterales; Asteraceae
Exons: 1
Coding region: 1-1209 (402 amino acids)
Source: RefSeq, a predicted model, not a curated record
AUGGCCGAAGAUGACGAUCCAAAGAAACAGACUUCCGGCAGUGGGAAGGCUAUCGAAAUUAACAACAAGCCUAUCGACCCGAAUUCUCCCUAUUACAUACAUCCUUCUGAUUCGCCAAGACAAGUACAAGUCAACGAGCUUCUCAAUGACACCAAUUACAAUGAUUGGGUUCAAGAGAUGACGAAUUUCUUGUUUGCCAAAAACAAGAUCGUUUUUGUAGAUCAGUCUAUAUCUAAACCUGAGAAGACCGAUGACAUGUAUAUGCCUUGGAUGCGGUGUGAUGCAAUGAUAAAAGGAUGGCUAACAACUGCCAUGGAGAAAGAAAUACGGGGUAGUGUCAAAUACGCGAACAUCGCAGCGGAAAUAUGGAAAGAUCUGCAAGAAAGGUUUGAAAAGGAAAGUGCUCCGCGUGCUUACGAAUUAAAACAGUCCCUGACAAUCACUCGUCAAGAGGGCAGUUCUGUUUCCGCGUAUUAUACAAAACUCCGGGGUCUUUGGGAUGAAAUACAAACCGUUCUACCUACACCACGCUGCACUUGUGGUACUUGUUCAUGUGAAGUCGGCAAACGGCUGUCACAAUUUAAAGAAAAGGAAUGUUUAUAUGAGUUUCUUAUGGGUUUAGAUGUAGAAUUCUCAACCAUAAGGACACAACUUUUGUCGAUGAAACCAAACCCGACUCUAGGUGAAGCAUACCGGAUGGCCUCGGAAGAUGAGCAGCAACGGGCUAUUACGGCUGGAAAGAGGGUCCAAACUGAGAGUGCGGUUUUUCAAGCCAAUUAUCGUGUAGGAUCCAAAAUGCAACAAAAGAGAAAAGACAUCAAACAAUCUGGAAAUAAUGAAGAUAGUCACUGUACCUCUUGCGGACGUGAUGGGCACAAACGAGAAGCUUGUUUUGAGCUCGUGGGAUAUCCGGAAUGGUGGCCCGGAAAGAAGAAUGUAAAGACAAAAUCAAAGGCGGCCUGCAUUGAUAACAACCCGAAAGACAUCAAGACCGUGACGGGCUUAACCGAUGAUCAAUACGAGACUCUUUUAAAGCACUUCACUGAAGCGGGAGACAAAGACGCAGGUGAAGGUAUUCGGAAAGCUAACAUGGUUGGUAAGGUUAAUGCAUUAUCAACUAAAUCCGAUGAUUGGAUUGUUGACUCGGGAUCAACCGAUUAUAUUGUUUGUAACGAAAAUUAUCUUGAAAAUAUUGUUAAAGAUGAUUAA